GCUACAUUUACCAACUCCGAUGUUUCCAACCUUCAAUUACCUACGUCUUUACUUGUUUAUGUCGUAACAAGGUACCUAACCUAACCUACCUAGUAACAACGACAACCCAAAGCUGUCAUUGGCUGAUUACCAUUCUUGGCUCCUAUCGAAGCAAGUUGAACCUCUGGAUUAUAAACUUCAGAUGGCACCUCGCGCAGUUAGAUCCAAGGUAAAGUCGGGAUGUCGUACUUGCAAGGCUCGAAAAGUGAAAUGUGAUGAGGGCAAGCCCGUGUGUUUGCGAUGUCAUUCCACCGGCCGCGUCUGCGAAGGUUACGGAAUAUGGGGCGGGGGCGGAGGCGGUAAUGAUUAUGGUCGCCGUCCAGUUGCCUCUAGCGGUAGAACCCUAACGUCUUUCUACCCCUCAGCCCUGAUAAAAGCGGCGAACCAAGCAGAGACCCAAUGUCUCGAGUGGUUUGCAUACCGAAGUACCUUAAAGCUUCCAGGUGUUUUUCGUUUUGAAUUCUGGGACAAGCUCGUAUUCCAAGCCGCUUCGACUGAGCCAGCCGUCUUACAUGCCAUUCUCGCUUUGAGUUCGGCACAUAGGAGAGAGGGGCUUGACUUCAAUACUUCUAUAGACGUCGCUACGGUUGAACAGGAACAUUUCGUAUUGAAACAUUAUACUAACGCGAUAACUCAUCUCCAACCCCAUUUCGCCUCGAAAAGUAACUGGUCGAUCCGUGUCGCACUUAUCGCCUGUCUCAUGUUUGUUAUAACCGAGUAUUUUCGAGGGAACUUCCUAACCGGCUACAAUCACCUUCAAAAUGGCUUGAGGAUUUUGAACGAGUAUAGGGCCCGCUCAAGUGCCAUUGGUCAUUACAGCCUGUUCCAGGAAUCAUGUUGCGAUCCAGCAGAUGCCUGGAUCAUUCAAGCCUUUAUUAGGCUUGACGUGCAGGCCAAGUUCCAAUGUCAGGGGUCACAGUUUUUGAACAUCACACAGGAGGAUUGUUCCCGCGAUAGCCCAGCCAUCCCGCCAAUUUUCCAAUCUACCAACGAGGGAAGACAGCUUCUUGACCGAAUAAUUAACCAAAUAUUCUACCUGAGCCACGAGUGCCGUCGUCAAGGUCAAUUUGUGGAUUCUCUAAGUCUCCUUUCCAGGCAGCAAAAUCUAGAAGCGAAACUUAAUUCGUGGUAUGAUGCAUUCAAAGCGUCGAGAGCGUGUCUGCUGACGAGCGAGAUCACGCAACGCACUGCAGCUUAUAUACUACUCGAAAUAUAUUACACGGUAGCUAAGAUUAUGAUCGAUACUUGUCUUAGACUAGAAGAUCAGAUGAGAUAUGAUAUGCACACGACGGCCUUUGAGUUUAUCAUGAACCAACUGGACUACAUACUGAAUCUCUCACUAAACCAAUCAUUAGCACACGUGCUACACUUUUCUGAUGCGUCCAUUUCGAUAGCUGAUCUAGGUGCUAUUCUUGCACUUUACUAUGUGGCUCUGAAAUGCCGGGUACAUAGCAUUAGGCGCAGAGUCGUCAACUACGCAAUGAGAAUAUCCCAUCAAGAAGGAAUAUGGAAUUCCCAUCUGGUAGCACGAAUAAUACAAGAAGUCAUAAAUAUUGAGGAAGAUGGCUUCUACAAUGAGUCUGAGGUAGUCGAAGCAGACAAGAGUGGACGACAAGCAGUCUUGCCGGCAUCACACCGGUUACAUGACAUUGAAGUACAGCCACCUGACGGCCGUGAAGGAACAGCUAUAUUACGGUGCAAGAGGAGAUCCAACGAUUCUAGCUGGGAAGUGAUUACUCGGGAACUAGUAUUCGAUAUGGAGAAUCGUUGCUGGGUGAGUAAACCUGAAAGAACGUAAAGCUCAAUUUCUAGACGCAGUUUCAUGAAAAAGAUAUCUUGCAGUAAUUCAAUACGUAUAAGGGCUUGAUAGACUUGCGGUCCGUUCUAGAACGCAACCCAAAGGUCAGAGACGCGUUGCAUUCUUGGUUUUAACCUAGGUCUAAGUACCCACCUAGACAAGGUUAUUUUCGACUUUCUAGAACACUGUCGUAAAUCUACUUCAUUGUCGUAUUCUCGUCGUAUUGCAACUCUUCUCUCGCUUUAGGAUUUUCCCCUAAAGCGAACUACGCCUUCGUCUUCUAACGAGCGUGCAACUCAAGCGC
Daldinia caldariorum is the source of this 2141-nucleotide messenger RNA. RefSeq lists its product as uncharacterized. The record is from RefSeq and is a predicted model, not a curated record. NCBI's taxonomy places the organism in Eukaryota, Fungi, Ascomycota, Sordariomycetes, Xylariales, Hypoxylaceae. The coding region runs from base 182 to 1837 and encodes 551 amino acids. Gene Ontology annotation, molecular function: DNA-binding transcription factor activity, RNA polymerase II-specific; zinc ion binding. The transcript is spliced from 3 exons. Gene Ontology annotation, biological process: regulation of DNA-templated transcription.